GUAUGUUUUUUGUGAGUCAGAAUUCGGGCAAGUACUAUGUUGAACUGGUUUUGGAAAAGCCCCUAGACAGAGAGAAGCAGGCAGAGAUGGGUUUCAGUCUUAUUGCUAUGGACGGGGGCUCUCCACCGAGGAGUGGAAGCACAGAAAUACGCAUUGUCGUUCUCGAUGUAAAUGACAACACUCCCAUAUUCACACAGGAGGUCUAUGUAGUUCAGAUUUUGGAAAACAUGCCUGAGGACUCUGUGGUUCUGAAUGUGUUGGCAUCUGAUGUGGAGGCAGGUUCUAAUGGGGACAUCUAUCAGUUCAGCCCAGGGGUGGGCCGGAGUGAAACAUGGUUCGCCAUUGACGGUAAGAGCGGUGAAAUUAAAUUCAGAAAGCCUCUGGACUUUGAGGUGGCAGAAAAGCAUGAGCUCAAUGUCCAGGCAACGGAUGGUGGGGGCCUCUCGGCAAUCUGCAAGGUGUUCAUUGAAGUUGUGGAUGUGAAUGACAAUGCACCGGAGCGGGUGGUGAGUUCCUUCAGCAGCUCCCUCCCAGAGAACACAUUUCUUGGGACGGUAGUUGCUGUCAUCACUGUCAGGGAUCAUGAUGCUAAUGACAACGGGAAGAUCUCCUGUGCCCUUGAGGACCAGCUGUUAUUCUCCCUGUAGCCAGCCUAUAAAAACUACUAUGAGCUGGUGACUGUGAGCACACUGGACCGGGAGGAGACAGCAUGCUACUUCCUGACUGUCACAGCAGCAGACCCAGGGUCACCUCCUCUCACCACUACACACACCUUCACAGUCGACAUCUUGGACAUCAACGACAAUGUACGUGUCUUCAACCAGACAUCACACGCCAUGCAUGUGCGUGAGAACAGUGUUCCCAUGUUUCUUGUUGGAGCAGUCAGUGCCUCAGAUGCUGACGUGGGACCCAAUGCCAAGGUGGUGUAUUCCUUGGCACAGUCCCACCCUUCAGAGCAGCCUCCCUUCUCCUCCAUCUCUGUGAACUCUGAGAAUGGGCACCUGUUUGUACUAUGCCCUCCAGACUAUAGCAAGAUCGAGGUCUUGGUGAUCGCCUCUGAUGCAAGGUCUCCUCCCCUCAGUGCCAAUGCCACUGUCCGCCUUGUUGUGGUGGAUGAAAAUGACAAUGCCCCACUGGUGCUGCACCCAGCCCAGGACAGCAGCCCAGUAUCCAGCGAGCUGGUGCCCAUGUUGGCUGAGGCGGGGUACCUGGUCACCGAAGUGGUGUCUGUUGAUGCUGAUUCGGGGCAGAAUUCGUGGCUCUCGUACCACCUGCUGAAUGCCACCAACCCUGGUCUGUUUGUGGUGGGUACCCGACGUGGGGAGGUGCAUCUGAGGAGGCCAGUGACAGAGAGAGACCCCCUGAAACAGAAGCUUGUGUCCAGAAGAUGGCUGAGACAGUAUAAAAUAAUUUAA
Cuculus canorus (common cuckoo) is the source of this 1415-nucleotide messenger RNA. RefSeq names its product protocadherin beta-4. Gene Ontology annotation, biological process: homophilic cell-cell adhesion. Gene Ontology annotation, molecular function: calcium ion binding. Gene Ontology annotation, cellular component: plasma membrane. NCBI's taxonomy places the organism in Eukaryota, Metazoa, Chordata, Aves, Cuculiformes, Cuculidae. The record is from RefSeq and is a predicted model, not a curated record.